AUGGUCUCUAUGGACGGCAACAAGAUGCAAAGGCCUUCCCUAUCUUCUGAGGCGCGAGAUAGCACACUUUCUUCAAUCAUGAAAGCCGGAUUGAGUGAGAUCGAGCCAAUAACUGCAAGAGCAAUCCGAAAUCGUCAGCGUAGCUAUCCAAGGCAUAUCCAAGCACUCAAACCAUCUCGCACAGAGCUGAAACCAUUCCUAGUUGCCGAUACCGAGACUAUACUGAUCGAUAACGAACAUAAGCCUUAUGCAGUAGGUCUCUUGUUGGUUCGUCCUGGUAAAGAGAUCAAGAAUCGAUUGAUCGAUACUUACUUCAGCGAAGACCACUCUAUAAUCUUGGAUUCCUUUGAAGAAAGGAGUACUAAGGUUCUUUUUGACUUUAUCAAAAGGAUAUUAGCGAUUGUUAGAAAAGAAAAAUCAGCUUUCACUAUUUACUUUCACAAUUUAUCUAGAUUCGAUGGUAUUUUCUUGCUUAAGCACCUAGCAUGUCAUCAUAAGAGCUACAAGCUCAAACCACUGGUUAGGAACCAUAGGCUUUACGAGAUAGCUGUCUAUUCUGGUAAGAAGAAGUUAUUCUGCUUCAGAGACUCCUUGAAUCUUCUACCAGGCAAACUGAGCGACCUAGCUAAUAAUCUAUGCCCGGAUCUAGGCCAGAAAGGCUCAAUCCCAUAUGAUGAGGUGAAACUGUCAAAUCUGGUCAGUAUGAAAAAAAGCUUGUUAGACUAUAUGAAGCAGGACAUCCUUCUCCUUGGAGGUAGAAUGCAAAAAGCUCAAGAGAUUUAUUGGAAGCUGUAUAACGUGGACAUAGAAAGCAAGAUUACACUUUCCUCAUUGGCUCUAAGCAUCUAUCGUCUGAAAUACUACGACUCAAAGAAUUGGCCUAUCCACAUCCCAAAUAAGAAUGAAGACUCCUUUAUAAGGCGGGGAUACUAUGGUGGUCAUACAGAUACAUACAAGCCAUAUGGCGAGGACCUAUACUACUACGAUGUGAACUCUCUCUAUCCCUUUGUAAUGAAGGAAUUCCCAAUGCCUGGUGGUGAUCCAGUCUGGCAUGGAAAUCUGGUUGGCAAGGACUUAGAUGAUAGCUUGUUUGGCUUUAUUGAGGCAUAUGUGGUAUGUCCGAAGACUCUAAAGAGGCCAUUUCUACCCUAUCGAGACAAGAAUCAGACUCUUCUCUUUCCAACCGGGGAAUUUGUUGGAGUCUACUAUAGUGAGGAGUUAAAGUAUGCAAAAAGCUUAGGCUACACUGUGAUCCCAAUCUCAGGAUACCUCUAUGAGAGAAUGGAAAGCCCAUUCAAGGACUUUGUUAGCACACUCUUUGAGAGUAGGUUAGAGGCAAGGAAAGAAGGUAAUGAUGCCUUGGCCUUUGUGUACAAGAUCCUUAUGAAUUCGCUAUACGGUAGAUUUGGUAUUAACCCAAAAUGCACGGUCACCGAUGUCUGCGAUGAAAAUCGAUUCAAACAUUUGAUCAGGAAGAGUUAGUUAAUAUCCUUUUAUAUGCUUAGCGAGAACAACUACAUCGUUUCCUACCAUAGCAAUACCGAGACGGACUCAGAUUAUUGGAACCCACCGAAGAAUUCAGCUGUACAACUAGCAGCUGCGAUAACUGCCUCCGCUAGGAUCUAUAUGUUCCCCUAUAUCUCAAGAGAAGACAGCUACUACACAGACACUGACUCAGUUGUGCUUGGUCAGCCACUACCUGAAGAAGUUCUUUCUUCAUCUGUCUUAGGCAAGUUGAAGCUAGAGGAUAGAAUCAUAAAAGGAUACUUUUUAGCACCGAAAUGCUAUUCUUACAACACAAUAGAUGGAAAAGGUGUUAAGGGACCAGCUAAAAACCAGGUCUAUCCAGAAUGGUUUGAGGCACAGUACACUGACCCAGCUCGUACAGAACAGAGUCUGUUAUGUCAGGAUGAUAAUGGGUUUCGCCAUCCUCAUAGCCGGAAGCCAGAUCUACUCUCUCUGGUCAUUGCCUCAGUCAGCUUCGAGGCGAUCUGUCUAAUUCUAUGGGAGAAUUCUCUGAACAUCUGGAAAAACAUACUACUUACUGCUAGUAUUCUCAGGUCGGCCAAGAAAUGGACUCCAUCGGGUGUUUCUGUUUUCGAAUCACUUUCUGCUGCUCAGUCAGAAGAUGCUUUGGUAACCGAUGUAGCUUCAUCGGAUGAUGUUCUAGUAGAGUCUGAUACCGGGGAAUCCUCUUCCACAACUUAUUCUCCUGUUAAGGAUAUGAAGUUCUUGCUGCAACCUGAGAUGCAGUAUCAUGAACACUUUUUACUACUAACCCAUUGUCAAUGA
Molecule: messenger RNA, 2292 nt
Organism: Phalaenopsis equestris
Lineage: Eukaryota; Viridiplantae; Streptophyta; Magnoliopsida; Asparagales; Orchidaceae
Product: DNA polymerase-like
Exons: 4
Biological process (GO): DNA replication
Molecular function (GO): DNA-directed DNA polymerase activity; DNA binding; nucleotide binding
Source: RefSeq, a predicted model, not a curated record